Messenger RNA from Musca domestica (house fly), 487 nucleotides. RefSeq lists its product as uncharacterized. The transcript has 3 exons. The annotation marks the transcript as partial. Gene Ontology annotation, cellular component: cilium. The record is from RefSeq and is a predicted model, not a curated record. Lineage: Eukaryota; Metazoa; Arthropoda; Insecta; Diptera; Muscidae.
CAAGUGUUUGGUAGUGUUUGUUUCAUAACAUUGACGUCAUAACCGUGGGACAAUAAUAAAAAUUCUUUAAAUUUCGAGUAAAAACAAAACGGAAAACCAAAACAAAAUAUGAAAUUAACAUUGACACGUUAUCGUAUCCUUUUGGGUCUGCAAUUCUCUUUACUGAUUGCCGAUUUAUUUUUUAAUACAUUUGCCCAUUUGUUGUUGCCGCAAAAGUUACAAUUAACUAUAUUGUUGUUUGUGACAAAGGACUUGUUUAUAAUAUGUGAAUAUUUGUUCUUUACAUUCGCUGUCCAUGCCACCUGUGUCUAUGAGGUUGGAGCCACUCAUGUCAUUCUCAGGAAUUGCAAAUUCUUCCUGUUUACAAUUCUUUUAUAUUUUUUAUUGUCGGUUUCGCAACACUUCUGGUUCGUCUACCAUGCUUUGUGGUAUCCCAUGUCAGAUUGGUCAUCAACCAUGAAGGCUUUAUCAUUUGUUCAAAGAACAG